Messenger RNA from Galendromus occidentalis (western predatory mite), 1186 nucleotides. Its product is annotated as eukaryotic translation initiation factor 5A-1. Bases 145 to 618 code for a protein of 157 amino acids. Gene Ontology annotation, biological process: positive regulation of translational elongation; positive regulation of translational termination. The record is from RefSeq and is a predicted model, not a curated record. Gene Ontology annotation, molecular function: ribosome binding; translation elongation factor activity; RNA binding. The transcript is spliced from 3 exons. Lineage: Eukaryota; Metazoa; Arthropoda; Arachnida; Mesostigmata; Phytoseiidae.
GCACGUAAGUGAUACGGGAUUGUAGUUGUGUAGAUAGAUAGGCGCCGUUUUUUCCUUAUAUGUCAGUCGAAAUAUCUCUGCAAAACGUCGUUAGAAACCGUUGUUCACUCGUCGGAGUCAGCAAUACAUCUCAUCCCGUCGAAAAUGGAGGGUGAAGAGGUCGACUUCAAUUCUGCUGUUUCCGGGGCAUCAGAAACCUACCCCAUGCAAUGCUCGGCCCUCCGCAAGAACGGUUUCGUCAUGCUCAAGAGUCGCCCCUGCAAGAUUGUGGAGAUGACGACUUCGAAGACCGGCAAACACGGUCACGCCAAAGUCCACCUUGUCGGCAUCGAUAUCUUCAACUCCAAAAAGUAUGAAGAUCUUUGCCCCUCAACGCACAACAUUGAUGUACCAAAUGUGAACAGGAACGACUUCCAGCUCAUCGACAUCUCCGACGAUGGCUUCGUUUCCCUUAUGGACGACAAAGGAGAAAUCCGUGAUGAUCUCCGCAUUCCUGCCGACGAGGAGCUGGCGAAGAAGAUGCGCGAGGAGUUCGAGAAAGGUGAAGGUACUGUGAUCAUCACAGUCCUCUCAGCCGUCAAGGAAGAGGCUAUCAUUGCCUGCAAGAACACCAACUAAGGUUUCCCGAAGAGGGAAAGCGCACGGCAGACCUCGGACGUUUGUUAGGACGAGGCUGCGUGAAUUGCGUCUGGAGACAAUAAACGACGAGUUGAAGCUUUCUUUGGAGUUGGAGCUUUCCUCAGACCGUGUCGACUUGUGGCUCCAAUCCAGACAAGAUGCUCUUCGGAAUUAAGCCACCUAGCUGGAUCGAAGUUAGGUGUGGAAGGAAAUCUCAUACAUGCAAUGGAGAAUGAGCACGGGGAACGAGGAUCUACCUAAUCAAUGAAGGAAGCGAGCGAUACCAGCGGCGGCAGCAGCAAAGGCAGCAUGAUUUACGAAGGAGACGUCGACAACGAAGACCAACCUGAUACAUUAAAGUUAAAGUACGAAAGACUUCGAGUGCCACUGAGGGGCGCGGCGUCCCUCAGCUCUUCCGGGAUACCGGAAAAUUCCGGCCGGUGGCACUCCAUGUGUAAAGGCAUGACUGUCUGAAACUCUGGACACGAGAUUGUUCGAGAGACGAGAAGAUCGAGAGCAAUUAAUUAUCGACGACAAUAAACUGGUUGCAUGAGGGAUGACCCUUAUU